GUAGCGGCGGCGGCGGCGGCGGUGGUGGUAGAGGUAGUGGCGGCAGCUGUGAAGGGGUUCCGGGAAGAUGGUGCUGAUUAAAGAAUUCCGUGUGGUUUUGCCAUGUUCGGUUCAGGAGUAUCAGGUUGGGCAGCUUUACUCUGUUGCAGAAGCCAGUAAGAAUGAGACUGGUGGUGGAGAAGGAAUUGAAGUCUUAAAGAAUGAACCUUAUGAAAAGGAUGGAGAAAAGGGACAGUAUACACACAAAAUUUAUCACCUGAAGAGCAAAGUCCCUGCAUUCGUGAGGAUGAUUGCUCCCGAGGGCUCCUUGGUGUUUCACGAGAAAGCCUGGAACGCAUACCCCUACUGUAGAACAAUUGUAACGAAUGAAUAUAUGAAAGAUGAUUUCUUCAUUAAAAUUGAAACAUGGCACAAACCAGACUUGGGAGCAUUAGAAAAUGUACACGGUUUAGAUCCGAACACAUGGAAAACUGUUGAAAUUGUCCACAUAGAUAUUGCAGAUCGAAGUCAAGUUGAACCAGCAGACUACAAAGCUGAUGAAGACCCAGCGUUAUUCCAGUCAGUCAAAACCAAGAGAGGCCCUUUGGGACCCAACUGGAAGAAGGAGCUGGCAAGCAACCCUGACUGUCCUCAGAUGUGUGCCUAUAAGCUGGUGACCAUCAAAUUCAAGUGGUGGGGACUGCAAAGCAAAGUAGAAAACUUCAUUCAGAAGCAAGAAAAAAGGAUAUUUACAAACUUUCAUCGCCAGCUUUUUUGUUGGAUUGACAAGUGGAUUGAUCUGACAAUGGAAGACAUUAGGAGAAUGGAAGAUGAAACUCAGAAAGAACUAGAAACAAUGCGUAAGAAGGGUUCCGUCCGAGGCACGUCGGCUGCUGAUGUCUAGAUGAGUCCCCCGUAGGGUCAGAGACAAUAUCAAACUGUUUACGUAAUCAAGGUCAAGUAAGGGGAACAAGUGCAGCCAGUGAUGAGUGAAGAAGAAUCUGACCAUGUCUUGCAGUGUUGACGUUUCCCAGACGUGUGCUUG
Physeter macrocephalus (sperm whale) is the source of this 1024-nucleotide messenger RNA. RefSeq names its product phosphatidylinositol transfer protein beta (gene PITPNB). Gene Ontology annotation, molecular function: phosphatidylcholine intramembrane carrier activity; phosphatidylcholine binding; phosphatidylinositol binding. Lineage: Eukaryota; Metazoa; Chordata; Mammalia; Artiodactyla; Physeteridae. The coding region runs from base 68 to 883 and encodes 271 amino acids. The record is from RefSeq and is a predicted model, not a curated record. Gene Ontology annotation, biological process: phospholipid transport. The transcript has 12 exons. Gene Ontology annotation, cellular component: cytoplasm.